UGACGCGAUUGGUUAUCACAUGUCGCCGCAUGCGACACGUGACCUGCGUACAGUAAAAGCACGAGAAAUAUUUCACUAACCAAAUUGAUCUUUUACUUCGCGUGUUUCUGCCAGAGAAGGACGAUGUCGGCGCAUAAGACAUUUAUCAUCAAGCGGAAGCUUGCCAAAAAGCUGAAGCAGAACAGGCCGAUUCCACAAUGGGUGAGAAUGCGUACUGGUAAUACUAUCCGAUACAAUGCUAAGAGGCGUCACUGGAGGAGAACUAAAUUGAAGUUGUAAAACCAUGUAAACAUACAUAAUGUUAUUAUUAUAACAAUGUAAUGCAUGAUUUAAUAAUAAACAUGCAUAUAUAUAAAAUUUAAAAAAAUUAAAUAUUUGUCGUAAUCUUCAGCAUCUACGACAGUGCAAACAAAAAUAAACUGUUAAAGUA
This is a messenger RNA of Formica exsecta, 430 nucleotides long. RefSeq names its product 60S ribosomal protein L39 (gene RpL39). The transcript is spliced from 3 exons. Lineage: Eukaryota; Metazoa; Arthropoda; Insecta; Hymenoptera; Formicidae. Gene Ontology annotation, cellular component: cytosolic large ribosomal subunit; ribosome. Bases 124 to 279 code for a protein of 51 amino acids. Gene Ontology annotation, molecular function: structural constituent of ribosome. The record is from RefSeq and is a predicted model, not a curated record. Gene Ontology annotation, biological process: translation.